GUGCUAUGAUGAUUGAGAUUGCUCGUCAAUUACGGUCGAUUAUCUGUUCUACAGCGUCUGUUUCAUGCACACCCGUCCGGGCGAGCAGAUCGCCUAGCUUUAACAGGCAGUUGAAGAUGAACUUCUGAACUUUAUCUGGACUGCAGUAAGGAGGCGGUGAAUAUUGGGCUGUGACAGCAGCCUUGGGUCUGUCACUGAUGAUAAAGUCUUAUGUUCGAUAAGCGUAUACUGCUCUCAGCGAGGGGAUGUGCUCUUUAUAAUAUUAGCUGCUGACUUGGAUCUCUCAGUGUUGAAUAGUAGUAAAGCUGUGGUAUGAUACUUGACUGAACAUACUGGCUGUUGUAUCUACACAUUGUGCAUGAAUAAUGAUGACUAACAAUGCAGCACAACCCCACCAUGUGAAAAGCAGAGAUCGCAACCCCUCUAUCAUCUAUAUCACUUAUAUACCACCAAACCAAAGACUUAGAGCAUGCCCAAGAACAGGAAAAACCCCCGAGAUGCAUCCAAGCUCUCCGGAAAACCCCUGGCCGACACCCUCGAGCCGUCCCCCAUCCUGAGCCCCGAAUGGACGACCUCGCGCGACCUGAUCGAGCACGACCUCCCCUUCUCUCCGGAGGUGAUCAAAGACCUCACUGUCUUCCUGCUGGAGAAUAUCAACAUCAAUGCGACGCACCUCUUCCGCGCGGAUAUCCUAUACGAUAGCUGGGGCGCGCUGAGCACCCCGCAGCAGAAAGCGCAGUCGUUUGCGCAGACGGGGAAUCCCAAUCUCGAAGAACCUGCCGUCGCGUCUCUCGCGGACAAUGACCUCCCUGGGAGUCAAGCUGACGAGCGCGUCGAUCCCCUCCCGGCGAACGACGUGCCCGGCUUCAAGCUCACUCGCACGGUAGUCCGCAAUCUCAUCCCGCGGAAUCCCAAGAUCGACCGGCCGCUGGCGCAAACGUGCCAUUUCUAUGAAGCCACAAACCGCACCGAAACCUCGACUACAACCCGCUUCCUAAUCAUCUACAUCCCCCACCUCACCAAGAAGGAAGAAGUCCCCUUCUACCACCCGCUCCUCCGCGCCCUCGCCACCCUCUACGACUUCACCGACACCACAUCCCCAGCCGGACCUCCCUCCGACCAACCCACCAGAAAAGGAACAGGCACCCUCUCCCUCCACUUCCUCCUCUUCCCCAACGAACCAAUCCCCACCCGCCUCGAACGCACCCUCCACGCCCUCCUCAGCACCCAAAUCCGCCUCGCGCGCGGCACCCGGCUCGCCGACAAACCCCCCGGCGCAACAAGCGGCAACACCAACCCCAUCAAAGACAACGUCAUCCCGCAGCACCUCGUGCAAAACACCUACCUGCGCAUCAAGCUCAAGUACGCGCCUGCUCUGUGCCGCGACUGGGUGGAGGACACCGAGCCGUCGAAGCAUGUCUUUGAGGAUUUGGCCAUCGCGGCGUUCCUGAUCGAGUUGUGGAGGAGUAUGUACGGGGCUGUUCCUGGAGAUGAGAGAGACUCCACGCAGAGUGGUGAUGUGUUUCCUGGCUUCGUGGACGUCGCUUGCGGGAAUGGCCUCCUUGUUUAUGUCCUCCUGCAGGAGGGCUACUCGGGCUGGGGCUUCGAUGCGCGAGCGCGCAAAACGUGGGGGAUUUUUCCCGAGGACGUACGCGCUCGUCUCCGCGAGGAGAUAUACAUUCCUUCUCCGUUUGCCGAUGCCAUUACCAGCGAUCUCAGCAACUCCGACGGAGUCAGAGAAGAAGAAGAAAAUGAUGAUGAUGAUGGAAAAUAUGACUUUGAUGUAGGCGUCCCAACACACACGGGCUCCUUUCCCGCAGAUACCUUCAUCAUCUCGAACCACGCGGACGAACUCACCGUGUGGACACCGCUUAUGGCCGCUCUUGCGAAUCCGUCCUCCCCGUUACCGUUCCUGGCUAUACCGUGCUGUUCGCAUGCGUUGUCUGGGGCGAGACAUCGGUAUCCGCCUCCUAAGGGGAGCAAUAAAUCCAAAGAUAACAAGAAUCACAAGGCCUCCAAUGUUCCCUCCCAAGAUGGUAGGGAGGAUGGGGAGGAUGAACAGCCCAUGUCAGGCGACCUCGCCGCCCUCCGGCAGAAGAAACAACAAGCGACGGACCCGUCGAACGCAGGAUUCGACUCCUCCAUGUAUGGAUCUCUGACUGCCAAGACGGUCGCUGUCGCGACGGAGGUCGGCUACGAGGUGGAGAGAACGCUGUUGCGGAUCCCUAGUACGCGCAAUAUGGGAAUUCUCGGAGGGAGGGUUCGCACGACGAGGGAGUGGUGGGUUAAGAGGGGGCUCGAUGAUAAUAAUGGUGGUGCUGCUGCUGCUGUUGGUAAUGGAGCCGGUGCCGGUGGUGAUGACGGUGAAAAGGUGAUGCAGCAAGCAACACAUCUAGUGCAAAAAGAAUGCAAGACAGAAGGAGGCGUCGAAGCAGCGGCUAAGAUAUGGGUUGAUCGGGCGAGGGGAUUGCAUCGCGGUCAAGGGAGGGGGAAGCAGCCUAGACAUUGAGUUGGUAGACCUGCCUUAUAUAGAUGGAUGGAUAGAUGGAUGGAUAGAUAGACGGAUGGAUGGAUGGAUGGGUACCUAGGUACUAUCCUGUACUAUAGGUAUCGUGUAUAGAGUUGAGAUACCCGUUGUUAAUGGAUCUACG
Molecule: messenger RNA, 2651 nt
Organism: Aspergillus candidus
Lineage: Eukaryota; Fungi; Ascomycota; Eurotiomycetes; Eurotiales; Aspergillaceae
Gene: trm44
Product: tRNA (uracil) methyltransferase
Exons: 2
Coding region: 470-2509 (679 amino acids)
Biological process (GO): tRNA methylation
Molecular function (GO): tRNA (uridine) methyltransferase activity
Source: RefSeq, a predicted model, not a curated record